Messenger RNA from Saccostrea echinata, 1898 nucleotides. RefSeq lists its product as uncharacterized. Lineage: Eukaryota; Metazoa; Mollusca; Bivalvia; Ostreida; Ostreidae. The coding region runs from base 1 to 1677 and encodes 558 amino acids. The record is from RefSeq and is a predicted model, not a curated record. The transcript has 6 exons.
AUGGUUCGUUGGCGGCUCCUAGUUCUGAGCUUUGUUCCUCUUUGGCAUAUAGGAUUUUGCCAGGAAGCGUUUAUGCAAAAUGAAACCGAAUUGAUUGACUCCAUAGUGAAAGACUGGAUGAAAUGUAGAAAUAUUCCAGGUUUGGGAAUAUCGUUGAUACGGGAUAGAAAAUUUUUUGCCAAGGGAUAUGGACUCGCUCGACUUGAUCAGCCUGUCAAUUUUACGGAAACAACACCAAUAUACGUCGCUUCUCUUGGAAAAGCAUUCACUGCUGCUUUAUUAGGAGUAAUGAUGACCGAGGCACGGAGUCAAUCCGUUAGUCGAGAUUGGGAUACAAAACUGUCUUCUGUAUUCAAAGAGAAUUUCAAGCUGCCGGAUAAAUUUCUUGAGUCCGAGUUGACAAUCAAGGAUCUCUUGAGUCAACGCACUGGAUUCAGUCCUGCGGAUGUUUACACUGGGUUGCCGAAAAUAGGCCGGAAAGAAUUUGUUAAGAGAUUAAAGUAUUUACCAAAAAGCGCCGCUUUUCGGGAUCAGUGGAUCUACAACGAUCUACUUUACUCAAUAGCUGGUCACGUGGCGGAAGAAUGGAUGGACACAGAAUAUGAAAGCUUGAUAGAAAGUAAACUUUUGAGGCCAAUCGGAAUGUUUCAGGCUGUCUGUGGGACCGAUAUAUAUCCCAACAGCUCAAAAACUGAAUACGCACUUCCAUAUCAUUACGCAGGAGAAGGACUGCGAGUAGGAAAUAAACUUAUUUACCAAAUUGGCGAUGUGGGUCCAGCCGGAUGUAUUUCAGCUUCGCCUCAGGAUUUGGCGAAAUGGAUCCGAUUUAUGUCCUCAGGGGGAAAGACAGUGGAUGGAUAUCAAUUAAUUCAUCCAGAUGUUUUCAAAGAAAUCAUUAAACCUCAAAUGAUCUUAGAUGAUUGGUCUAUAAAUAGAUUCCUUCUUGACAACGAUUAUCCUGUUCAGGCUUCCGGGACCUGGUAUGGAUUUGGAUGGUAUGGCGGGUCCUACAGAGGUUAUAAAAAGCUGCUUCACCCGGGAAACUGGUACGGAUAUUCUGCUGUAGCUGGAUUCUUUCCUGAUCAGAAGGCUGGAUUUGUGAUAUCCAUCAAUGGUCCCUGGUACAAUAAUUACAAAGUUACUCUUGCGCCAUUGACUUAUGUUCUCUCAGACAUUCUUUUAGGUGAAAAACAAUGGAUAGACAACAAUACUAUCUGUAGUUUUCCUUUCCCCUGGAAAAGCACAGGAACUUCCACAACAAACAACCACACAAUGUCCACCCAGUCAAACCAAAUGGAUAUGAACCAGUUUACUGGGGAUUACGGCCAUCGAAUCUUUGGGACUUUGAAAAUCAGGGAAAUAGAGUCGCAAAAACUUUCCUUUCAAAUGAACUCUGCAGGAAUAGGUAACCUCACCCUUGUGUCUGAUGGCGUGGGAAAAUUCCGGAUGACGUUCAACGAACUCCUGAGUGACGUUGCAGAGAGCACGUGUAGUCUGCAGUUUUUUACUAAAUCAGAGGGAAAAUAUCAGAAGGUCACUAUCUCCUGCCUUUAUUCUACUUUCGAGUACCAAAGAGGAGUUAAUUUUCUGAGUCCUGAACCAGAGACUGGUACAGCCGCAGUGAUUAUUCUAUCUUGGAUCCCUUUACUCUUUUGUUUUCUGAACGUGUUGCUAUGAAUAUUCCAAAUUUAUCAGCUGAACAAAUUCUAAAUUCUACCACAUACAGGUAUGUAAUAAAACAGGAACUAUACCAUGUUUACUCCAUCUUAAUACCUGUUAAACCAGAUGAAUACUGUCACUUCAACAAACUAUUAGACGAACAGAAAUUGUAACGGGGAAUUAUUUACCCUAAACUUAUUUCAGAAACUGACAAAAUAAUAAAUCAAGUGUCAAUUUUA